Molecule: messenger RNA, 1043 nt
Organism: Phragmites australis (common reed)
Lineage: Eukaryota; Viridiplantae; Streptophyta; Magnoliopsida; Poales; Poaceae
Product: FCS-Like Zinc finger 1-like
Exons: 2
Coding region: 268-636 (122 amino acids)
Source: RefSeq, a predicted model, not a curated record
UUUUCCUGGCGUGUGAAGAGUCUCUGUUCAAUUUGGCCUCGGCGCCUAUUCAUAGCUCCGGCUCUCCGCCAUUGCAGCAUUUCCAGCCUCUCCUUGUUCUAUCGAUGCUAAAAAUGGGCGCGCCGGGGUCACUAUUUCUACGCACCCUGGCCACCCGGAAUUCCGCAAGCUAGCCGAGCUCCUUGACAUCCGGUGCCAAGUCUCGGCGGCAUUGCUCCCUCUUCCUCCGCGCGCCCGCGCCUAGCUACCCGCGACGACGCAGGCGGCAUGAAGGGGGCCGGUGCCAUGAAGCUGUCGUCCAUGUUCUACGUCCACGAGGCGGACGUCGCCCAGAUCCACCACUUCCUCGAGGAGUGCUCCCUCUGCGGCAAAUCGCUUUCCGGCGACAUCUUCAUGUACAGAGGUGACACGCCGUUCUGCAGCGAGGAGUGCAGGCAGCAGCAGAUCGAGGUGGACAGAGCGAAGCACCGGCGGAAGAAGCGCGCGGCGGCGCACACGCUGUCCGCACGCAAGGGGCACCGGCACCACCACCAUCAGCACCACGUACAACUGCAGCCGCAGCCGUGGAAGACCGCCAUGGACACUAACCCGUGGGCCGACGCAGGGUUCGCGAGGGCGCCGGCGUUACGGGUCUGAAGAACACGCCGAACUUCCCGUGUGACCGCGCACGGUCGGGUUGACAGAUCGAUCGCGCGCGUCGGACGGGAGAAUCUUGCGAGCUCUGAUGCGUGCAGGACGAACGACGGAGACAUAUAUUAUUGCACCACACGCGAAUCCUUUCUGGUUUAGGGAUUGGUUGCGCUAGUGCUACAUAAGACCACGUACGCCCCAGGAUCAGGCCGAGUUGGUGACUCGGCAUCGUCUUCCUCGGGCGACUUUUUGGCUUGAGUUUUUGUUACUAGUAUCUCCCAAGGCUAGAACUGUAGAGCCAUGCAAUGACUACUGGGGAGAGCCAUGGAUGCAUGGGCUCUCCUCCACUUCUUUUGCCUCAAAUUUUGGCUCUAGUUCUGCUUUCGUGGAAUGAAAUACGUAUGGUUUUUCCU